Scleropages formosus (Asian bonytongue) is the source of this 2020-nucleotide messenger RNA. RefSeq names its product StAR related lipid transfer domain containing 5 (gene stard5). Gene Ontology annotation, molecular function: cholesterol transfer activity; cholesterol binding. NCBI's taxonomy places the organism in Eukaryota, Metazoa, Chordata, Actinopteri, Osteoglossiformes, Osteoglossidae. The transcript has 6 exons. Bases 448 to 1083 code for a protein of 211 amino acids. The record is from RefSeq and is a predicted model, not a curated record. Gene Ontology annotation, biological process: cholesterol import.
CAGAAAAGCGGUUUAUAUAAUAUUUAUUUCUGUGGGUAAAAUGAAAGACAUUUAAUGCUCAUUUCGUAGAAAUACUCUUUGAAAUUAAGUUUCCUUGUUCGAAUUUUCCGGUUCCUUCAGUUUACCACGUGUUUUGCUCAUUGUGAAACUGUAGUUGUCCAUAAGACGAAUAAUAAUAAAAUACGUGGGGAAUCUUGGCAGCCUGGCUGGUAAAUCAUUAUUGCAUGGCAAAUUGUCGGCCAUGUAAUAUUGUGGAUCGGUGCGUGUUUUAAUGUUUCAAGCAGUGGUGAGUGCGCCCUGUGUGCUGAGCCCUGAGCGCUGGGACGAGCUCAGCUGCGAACGAACAGGUUGUUAACCUAAUUUGUCGGGGCUGUGCAGCAGCGGGCGCACUGUGACUGUGACUGUCACUCGCUGACUGUGACUGUCCGGCCACUUGUCUCGGUGACAAUGGACUACGAGCGGACAGCGCACGCCGUGGCCGACCGUCUCCUCGGCUACACCAAGGACGGGAGCGGCUGGAAACCCUGCAAGAAAACGAACGAUGUUGUUGUGUACUGGCGGCCAUCGACCGAAUUCCCAGGGAAUUUGUACAAGGGAGACGGGCUCGUGCGCGGCGCGGUGCGCGCGGUCUGGGAGUGUCUGAAACCGGCGCCCGGCGGCCUUCGGCUCCAGUGGGACCGCAACGUGGACCAGUUCGAGCUCAUCCAGAAAGUCAGCGAAGAUAUCUCAGUCUACAGGACUGUAACGCCUUCGGCAGCUAUGGGUAUUAUAUCCCCCCGAGACUUUGUAGAUGUUGUUUUAGUUAAGCAAUAUGAAGAUGGCACCAUUUCAUCAAAUGCUACCCACGUAACUCAUCCUGGCUGCCCUCCUCAGUUGGGUUAUGUCAGAGGGUUUAACCACCCCUGUGGCUGUUUCUGUGUCCCUGUUUCUGGUGAUCCCGACAAGACUCAAGUCCUGAGCUUUUUCCAGACCGAUCUGGGAGGAUUCCUUCCCCGCUCGGUUGUGGAUUCUUUCUUCCCAGCCAGCAUGGCUGAAUUUUACAGCAACCUGAACAAAGCCGUGAAAUCUUUAAAAGAACAUUAACAAAUAGACGCCCUUUAAAGCAGUUCUUUUUUAGUAAUUGCACUCCUGCUGCUGCAAGAGGAUACCACCAUCCAAUUUAUCUGGACUACUUUUUAUAAAACACUCAGCUGCUAGCAAGUAGCCAGUAGGCAAUUGUUUCUGUAUUCACAUAUAAACAUCAUAAUUACCUUUACUAUGGAAUCAAAUAUAAAUCAAUAUUCUGUAACAUAUAGAGACAAGAAUUCUCUAAAACACAGUUACUUGGUAGCUAUGUGCUCAAAAUGCAUGAAUGUGAAAUAAGAUAUAUGACGGUAAACUCCCCACUUUCAGUUCUAUUACUUGUCCCUGUUUGCAUUAUUGGCAGUGUGUUUUAGAGAAUUAUGUUUGAGUGCAGGGCACUUUUUGAGAACAUUGGUGUUAUAGUGAUGAACUGUAGAAAUUUGAAAUUUGUUGAAAUUAUUUGCAUUUCUGAAUUUCUGUGGUAAGCUGGAAUAUCAGGCAAGAUGGUAAAGAGCUCUCAAUGAGGAAAGGAAAAAUCUAAAGAAUAGCGUCGCUUCUAUUUAGUCUUGAUUCUAGUUUGCUGAAUAUAGGAAGUGUGUUUGUGGCAUGUAACUGUGAACUGUUCUUUUCACACUGUGAUGCACGUUGACAGCAUGACUCUCAAAACAGUUUCUUUGCAGUUCUGUCUUAGUUUUGGCACUGAAGAAAAUAUUAAUAGGUACUUUAAAGAAUCUUAAAGCCAUCAUUAUAUUUUUUCUCAUUUAAUUGCUCACUGUGCAUUUAUAAUUUUUCAAGAAAGUCCCAUUACUUUAAAAUAUUUUUUUCCGUUUCUGUAAAAAUAAUAGAAGUUCUUUAUUAUGAAUAUGAAUCUGUGGUAGUUUUGUACUAUAUAUAUACCUUUGUGGAAGCUUUAUGUAGUAAAGCUUGUGCUGUUUCCCAAAACAUCUAUAAGAGAAAU